CGGGCGCCGCUGGUUGGCGGCGGGCGGACACGUGAGCGGGGAGGCGGCGGCGGCAGCGGGAGUUUCCCCGACAGCUGGAGGUUGCGGCGGCGGCUCCUCCUCCCCGGGUCCCCGCUAGAGCCCGGAGACCCCCCGCGCUCCUUCUUAUUGACAAGCGCACAAAGGGCCGCGCCGGGGCCGGGUCGGGAACGCGUCUGGAGCCGGCAUGGGAGACAAGAAGAGCCCGACCAGGCCGAAGCGGCAGCCGAAACCCUCCUCGGACGAGGGGUAUUGGGACUGCAGCGUCUGCACCUUCCGCAACAGCGCCGAGGCCUUCAAGUGCUUGAUGUGCGACGUGAGGAAAGGCACCUCCACACGGAAACCUCGACCUGUCUCUCAGCUGGUUGCACAGCAGGUUCCUCAGCAAUUUGUGCCCCCUACACAAUCAAAGAAAGAGAAAAAAGACAAAGUAGAAAAGGAAAAAAGUGAAAAGGAAACAAGCAAAAAGAACAGUCAUAAGAAAACCAGGCCAAGGUUGAAAAAUGUGGAUCGAAGUAGCGCUCAGCAUUUGGAAGUUACCGUUGGAGAUCUGACAGUCAUAAUUACAGACUUUAAGGAGAAAACUAAGUCACCACCUGCUUCCAGUGCUGCUUCUGCAGAUCAACACAGUCAGAGUGGUUCUAGCUCUGACAACACAGAGAGGGGAAUGUCCAGGUCAUCUUCACCCCGAGGAGAAGCAUCAUCACUGAAUGGGGAAUCUCAUUAAAGUUUUUUUCCUCCAGUUUUAGUCUCUUCUCUUCAAAACGUACAAAUACAUAACUUCUGUCACCUGUUACCACAUUUUCAUGACAGGUUAUUCAUACAUAAUUGGUAUAUUGACUGGAACAUAAUUUAUGCAGCUAAAAAAAAAAAGAAAGAAGUGCAGUGGUAGAAACAAUAACAACAUGAAGCUGAGUGAGGGGAGGUUUAGGUUAGAUGUCAGGAAAAGGUUUAUCACCCAAAGUGUGCACUGAAACUGGCUCCCCAGGGAAAUGGUCACUGCACCAAGCCUGUCUGAGUUCAAGAAGCAUUUGGACAAUGCUCUCAGGCACAUGGUGUGAUUCUUGGGGUAUCCUGUGCAGGGCCGGAGUUGGACUCGAUGAUCCUUGUGGAUCCCUUCCAACUCAGUAUAGUCUAUCAUUCUAUAAUAAUUUAAAUGCAAUCUACAAGUGCUUACAAAGCAUGUUCAUACCAACUUUUUAUCUUCAUGUGUAAGGGUGCCAUGAAAAUGUGGUUUGAAUGUUCAUUAUGCAGUGUUAUUGGUAUGUCCAUUUUCACUUUUAGUUUAGUGAAUUCUAACACAACUCUUGGAGUCUCCUCUAUUGGCAUGUACUGAAUUUAAAUUUUUAUAACAUAGUUCAAGCUGCCUAAAUAUGUAUUAUUUGGGAAUUGUGAAACAUAGUUAUAUGUAUGCAAGUCAAAGAUCAACUUAAUCAACUAUUGCUGCAACAGAAUUUUCAUAAUAAUUAUCUUCUUAAAAGCACCUGCUGGUACUUGGUGUGGUUAAAUAGGAAAAAUGUUAUUAAAGAAAACAUUUGUAUGGAUUUUUGCCAAUGUUUGACACAUUUUACUAGAUUACUGUUACUGAAUUAUGUUGAUGGUUUUACCAAUAUUUUUUGACACUUAAAACACUUAUUGUAAUGUUUACAGGCAAAAUAGAAAACACAUUCUAAGCAUUGAUUAGUCAGCCUUGCAAUUCAGGUGAAGUACUGCACUGUCGCUGUACACUGGUAUUCUGUGUUGUGUAACAAAUACUGAACUACAGAUGAUGAUGCAUUUGGCAAAAACUAACAUUUGGAAAUAUGGAAGUUUGGAAAAGCUUUAAAAAUAACAGAACUGCAGUUCUCAUUUCUGCUUAGUGCUGUUUCUUUUCCCCAAAUUUUUCUAGUGUCACUUAGUUACUUAUUUCAUUACAGGAAUAUCAGAUGUUGCACAAGAAUAAGAAAAUAACAAUACUAUUAUUUUUUGUUCCUGAAUCAAUUUCUUUAAUAUUGAUUUGGCCUAUUAGAAUGUAUUAUGUCAUAAAUCAUAUGGAAAAAAGCUCAGUAUCCAUCCUGCUUUAUGGCAUAAACUGUCAACAUUUAAGCACUUAGCAAUAUGCUGAUACAGAGCAGAAUUAUUUACAGUCCCUUCUGGUAUUAUGUAAAGUUACCAAUAAAAUAUUUUUGUGAAUACAGAUUUUGCAUUUUUGUUUACAACCAAUAAGUGUUUUGAUACAUACAUACAAUUCAUGUAUAGAUUUUAAAUUAUAGAUUCUGGUUCAGUACAAAAGUCCAUUUAGCUCCUUUUAGGGAGAUAGUGCACUUACAUUCCUAUGAGCCUUUUCUUUUUCAUUCAAAGUAAAUAUAUUUUAAAGCCCAUGUAAAAGUUGGAUGGACCUUCUUGGUAGUGAAUCCAGCCCCAAAUUAUUACCAACAUAUGAUAUGUCUUCUUAAAAACUUAAAACAAUGGAUUUUUGUAGCCCCUGACAAUUGUGAUGUUUGAUGGUUUCUUGUAGUAAUGUAUUUUUCUGUUUUUAAUGCAGUACUUCUUCAGGCACAAUGGUACUGUUCUAUUUUGUAAGAUGCUAGUUGUGAAAUACAGUUAGUUGCAUAAAAUGAGAGUCUGAUGUGAUAUCUGAGAACAUACAUACCUCAUUCCUUGGUGUUGCUGUUUAAACUUUCUAGACAUCAAAUGUUAAUUAUAGGCUAUUUCAGAUGGAUAACUACUGACCUGUUUAUUAUGUAUUCUGCUUUAUCUUACUAAAUAGGAUGUCUGCUCAUUGCUGUUACCUGGCCAACUCUUAGUAUCUGUAAAACAAUGCUUUUUAAGGUUCUUAAAUGUUUUUUGGGCUGGGCUGGUGUUCGGAAUAACUUACACUAGUUUUUAAAAGAGAAAUACAUGCUUCUCAACUUUAUUUUUUUAUUUUUAGGUGGCACUGUACUGAUGUAAUGGAUUACAAAAGAGCUGAAACUCUUUAAAGUAAGCAGUGUUAGGAUAGCAAAUCUCAUUGGAAGAAGUUUUAUGAAAUGUGUUUCUAAUUUAAAAUGUAAUGAAUGCUAUCACAUUUCAGAAUUCCUUGUGAACAAAUAAUAAUCUAUUACCAGGAAUUCACUAAACGGGAAGUGUAUUUUCAUUUAAGUUUAUGUGAACACACCACCCAGCACUGCCCGCAAGAGGACUCUAUCUUGAGAAAUAAGUAACCAUUUAGUUUGGAAGGAAGGAAGGAUGGAGUGGAUUGUACUAUGUCUCUAGAGAAUAAUCUCUAAAUUGUGGUACAAGUAUGGCUGUAAUCAAAAAGAAUGCAGAAAGAUCUCACUGUUCUUUAUGGAACAAGACAUUGAAAAACAAUUUCUAACUACAGAUACAACACAAGUCAGCUAGGAUCUAAAAAGCUGUGGUGGUUUUAACUGAACUAUUAGGUUGCUAGCAUUUCAUUGAAAUUAUACUUGUUUUAGCAUUAAGCAAAGUUAAGAUAAUUUUUGCCUGUUGGUGAUAAAAGGAAUAUGACAAUACUGACAGCAGAGUAGAAAAUCUGAAGUAAAAUAUGGCAUAUGACUCUGUUCAUAGUGUUAUAAUUUAAAUGAACUUCACUUUCAUAAUUUUUAAAUAAUUUUGACGUGUAGUAAUCCUAAGUCCUUUUUCUAACUGUAAAUAUAUUUAAAAGCAUCUUUACUCCAUUUAUAAAAAGUGAAAAUUUAAUGUUGUAAUGUGUUUUGAUUAGCUAUUUUUCUCUGUGAUUGCUCUCUGCAUAAGAACUGUUAUUUGUUAAAUCUAUAUAUGCACCAGUCUUCAACAGCCAUAAAUCCUGGAUUGUUCAUGAAAUGGUGGCCCAACAAAGACAAGUGUGAUAGUGUUCCAUGUAAAUGAGUUCCUUUAUGUGUUGAUUGAUUGUCUGGUUUCAGAAAGGAAAAGGGGGGGGAAAUGGGGGAAAAUGGAGUAUAAAUAGUUCAUUGAUAAAGUGUACAGUAAUUCAGUCUCUUAUCUUCCUAACUUUGCCAUUAAUAUAAUUAUAUUAAUUAUAAGGAAAAGAACAAAUAUAGUUGAGACUGAUUUUUUUUUUCAUGAAUUUAAGUCUACAUAUUUGAGAUAAACAAAAGUUCUACUCAGUAGCAGGUUAAAUUAUACCAUAUAAAUCUUGAUUCCAACAGAGAUGAUAGUAAUAAAUAAAUUACAUUUAAAAAUUUAAAAUUCUUGAUAUUAAUAGUCUUGAUAUUAAUACAAUGACUGAUGUUUUAACCUAUUAUAUGUUUUAUCUAGAUAUUUGAUGUUUUGGAGCAUAGAUUGUAAAAUCUCAAAAAGGGUUUGAUUUUAUAAUUUGUGCACUUUACUUUUUUUUAAUAUUAUGAAUAGCACAUUUUCAAGUAGCCAUGUGAGAGAGAGUACUUUCUAGAAUUUGUUUCUACCAGUUCACUAUAGUGUUUAGGCAGGUCUUCUAAACUUCACAUCUUGCAUCUUAGAUUCUUUACUUUUUCCUGUCUCAAAAGCCUGACAGUUUCCCACAUUAUGCUGAUUGAUUUUACUUUGUUAUACAGGAUGGAUUUGUUAUGGAACUGUCUAUUGUGUAUUUUUUAUGUACAUCAGGGUUCUUUAACUGUAUCUGUUUGUUUUCUUUCUGUCACAUGCCUUUAUUUGAUUCUUCUCCCUACUAGGGAGUCUACAAACAUCUGAAACUGUAUGGAAAUAGAAAGGCAUCUAAAUUUAAUUUCUCCGAAGGCAACAGCAAGUGCUAUACUUGUAGUAAAUAUGGCCUGUGUUUACUCAGGAAUAAGAUAGGUAAGACAAAAGUUAGUGCUGGUUUUGGCUUGUGGACCAGUCAGUCAAAUAUGGCAUUUUGCAAAUGCGUACUUCUAUCUUAAUGUUAAGAUUUGGGUGUGCUGGAAAUACAGUUUGAGAUUUGAAAGGUUUUACUAACCUCAAAUUGUGCCCCAACUUAUGCCAAAGCAGUCUAAGUUUGAAAGGUUGUAACUUCACAAGCUAGAAAAACUGUAUGGUAAAAUCAGUCAAACUGAGGAAGCUCAGAUGGAUUUCUUUUGGGCUGUCAAAGUUUUAACAAGAUGAGAAACUGUUAAAGAAGACUUAAAAGAUUUGUCUCAGACAACAGUCUUAGACUGAGCUUAGUUUGACAUCUAAAGAACCCAUAUUUUAACAGGAAUUAACAGGAUUUAACCACUAAAUUAAACUUGAAAAAGUACUUCACAAGUUAAUUAGAAGUCAGUGCUUUAUAGAAAUUAUUGUAACUUCCUGUCUGGAAUGGAGUAAAUGAUGAAACAGCAAUGGAUAGCUGCACACUUGCUAGAAAAUGCUAUUAUCCAACAGCAAGUGAUGUUUACAUGACUUUCCCAAGAAUUUUUCUGUGGCUGAGGCCUAAACUAUAUCAUUGGAUUCAAACAGUGAAAGAAAAUGCAGCAAACAAAUAAAUUAGUUUCAGAUCCUGCGAACUUAAUGAUACAGGAGCUGUUUACGCCCUUUAUUUAACUGUGUUGGUGAAAAUUUAUUAAAACAAACCACCACUGUAUAUUAUGCAAUCACUCAGAUGUAUUUGGUCCUGAUCUUACCCCUUUUAUUGUGGGAGACAGAUAAAAGUUAUCAGAAUGAACUUGCUCUGUCUACUGACACAGGAGAUUUUAAGAGCAGUUUAAUGGGCACAAGAAGUUUUAGGUGUACUUUUAAGGAGUUAAACAUGGAAGAUGAAGAGCAAAAGCAUAUUCCAUAGCUCCUAGUUAAUAUUACUAAGAAUGAUCACAAGAAAUUGCUGUCCCAUUUUGGGUUUUGUAAAAGAUGAAAUGGUGAUAUUAUCUAAUCACUCCUUGUCUCAUAUGUCUAGAAGGAAAAUUACCACCAGAAAAAUGUUGUUCAGUAACAAUAGUUAAAAAAUUAGUUCCAGAAUGUUAAUUAUUUUGUAGAAAUUGUGGCAUAUCUUGGCAGAGGGAAGAAUAUUUGAGCAAGAAACCCUUCAGGACUACAUUUUCAGGACCUAGGCCACCUGGAAAAGUGUAGUAGUUAAUUACACUGUUCUCUGUUGUUUAACAGAGUCAUGCAUUAACUCCAGCUAGCAAAUAAGUACCACACAGCCAUUUGCUUACUCUCCUCUGGUGCAAGGGGAGAGAGAAUUGGAAGAGUAAAAGUGCAAAAACUCACGAGUUGAGAUAAAGACAAUUUAACAGGUAAAAUAGAAGCUGCAAACACAAGCAGAACAAAAGUAAUUCAUUCACCACUUCCCAUGGGCAGGCAGGUGUUCAACCAUCCCCAGGAAAGCAGGGCUCUGUCACACAUGACGGUGAUGGGGGAAGACAAAUGCCAUCACUCUGAAUGUCACCUGCUUCCUUCUUCUAUCCCCAGCUUUAUAUGUUGAGCAUGACACCAUAUGGUCUGGGAUCCCUGUGGUCACUUGGUGUCAGCCAUCCUGGCUGUGUACCCUCCCAACUCCGUGUGCACCCCCAGUCUUCUCACUGGUGCAUUGGUAUGAGAAGCAGAAAAGGCCUUGACUCUGUGUAAGCUCUGCUGAGCAAUAGCCAAAGCAUCACUGUGUUAUCAACACUGUUUCCAGCACAAAUCCAAAACACAGCCCCAUACCAGUUACUGUGAUGAAAAUUAACUGUAUCCCAGCCAAAACCAGCACAUCGGUGUAUAAAUAUUUAUCUUGGUCAAAGCAAAGUGAACAUGCCCCCUUUAACUUUUAAGAUUUUAAGAAAUGUGGCUGUAGACCAGUGUAACACUAAUUUACAUCAGAGUUGCUGAGGAGACGGCUGAGAAGAGACUAUUAAUGUAGUUUUUGAUAACCUGCUACCCUUGCACACCCAAUUUUCCUCUUCUGUAUGAAGAAGCAAAAGUAUGCAGAAGAAGGAAAUAAAUGUAACCUGGGCUAAUGAAAUGUGGCUGUUUACCUCCUUCCCAGUCUCACUGGGUUCUACAAAAUACAAAUUGAAUUUGGUUCAAGAUAUUCCCAGGUAUUUGUCGCUUAAAAAAGAUGCAGUUGUUCAAUCACUUUGCAUCUGUUAGUUAAGACAGGUGAGUGAAUACCCGCUUUGGGAACACAGAUCUAAUUUGCUGUUUAUAUGCAUCUAAUCUAUACUUGCCAUCCAUGAAUAAUCUAUUUCAAACUGAUCCUUCUUUGCACAGAAUAAAUAAAAAUGCUUCAAUGUCAAGCCCAGUUCCUGAUGGCACAGAUCUCAGAAAGCAAAUCUGCUAUCUGACUGAUCAUCUCUUACUGUAACAGCCUUCAGCUAUGAAUUAAUCUAGGCAAGGGAAAUCUCCUCAGGUUAUGUGUAUUUAUUAUCACCACUUCCAGCUCUGAAGGAAACACAUUCUGAUUCCUUCCUCUCUUUUUUUUUUUUCUUUUAAGUACAUCUAUAGCAUACGUGGAUGCAGUGAGUUUGAAAUAAUUUACUAUGCCUGCUUUUGUAAGUGGGGAAUUUGAUGGCUGUUCCCAGUUCUUCAAUUAUAUUCUGGUUUCUGUAAGACUAACAAUGGUAUGUGAAGCUUAGAGGUCAUUAUCAAUUUUGUCGCCAUUGUCUUUGUUUCUAUAUAAUUGACUUACUGAACAGCUUCUUGCUGAGCAAACUUAGUUACACUGAUCCUGUCCCAUUCGAGCACUCUGGCUGAGGUAGCUGGCGUUCUGGGAUGCCAAUUAUCUGCAUUUCUGCAAAUGAUCUGAUUCUGUGCUGGGAGGCUUCCAGGCAUGGAAAAAUAAGCAAAAUGCUUUCCAACUGAUGCAGGCAUAAUGUUGCCAAGUAACUUGCAGUACCUGGAGGCUUUUUGAAAGGUCUAAGAAAAUGCUCCCAGUCCUUGCUAGAGAAGGUCUUAGGAGCAUGCACAGAUACUGUGCGCUUUCUCAGCUUUCCUACAGAAAUUCCAACCAACCAGCUUCUGUUUCUAAAAUGUCAAAGACCUUCAAAAACCCACAGUCCAACACAGAGGAUAAGGAGGGGAGGGAGGAAGAACAAAGAAAAUUUAUUUUCAGAAUAAUCCCUAGAAGAACCAUAUAUAAUGGCUUCUUCGUCUAUUAGUAUUCGUUUUUCUGUGUACUGUAUUAGAAGUAGGCAGCAUUACACACUUUUAGAGGUGUGUCUUGCUUUAUAAUUCUUGAUACCUGUUGGUUCAGUGACUUUUGGUCUAAAGAUAGAUGUAGGGGUUUGUGAAUUGAAUAGUAAAUACUAUGAACAUUUCACUCCUGGAUGCAGGUAAUUUAUUGAAAGAGCAGAAGUUUUGAUUAAAGAGCUAGUCAGGAACAAAAUAAAUUCCUCUUGUACAAUUAGCCAAUAUACAAUUUUAAAGGUCUAAUUCCUGGACUACUAGAAAAAAAAAGUGUAGCUUUAUGUUGCAAGGGUAAUAGGAACCCAAACUACAAUGGAUGUGGCUUCUAAUGAGUUUUGUGACCAGUAGUUCAUAUGGCUAUUUUCAAUGAUUAUUCCACACCUUACUCUGUUAAUCUUGCAGCUUGUUAGACCAUCCUCACAACCAAAUCAAGACUACCAACAGUACUGUCAGAUGCUCUUAAAAUUUGCUAAGUGCCUUAUACAGAGCAUCGCUGAGGCAAUGGUUCGAUUGCAAAGAAGUUUGACAAAAGAUUUACUCCUCUGUAAAGGUUAUCAGUUGUAACCAGGGUGAUGUUCCUGGUUAUAAUACACUAAAGUCUUACAUUUUAUUGCUAGUACAAGUAUUUAAUAAGAAACAGUCCAGAAAUUUCAAUUUGUAAAACAUACAUUUUCUGGAGGAGAUUUUUUUUCCUCUAGUCAGCUAUGAUGGUCUACUGGAAUAUCACAGAAAUGAAUAAAACUUGUGAGUAUUUUUGGAUGCUUUCACAUUUCUCAGUUUCUCAAUCAAAGACAAUAUUACCGUUCUUGGGAAGGGGUACAUAACUUGGUUUUGUUCAUAGAGUUUAUGUUAAUCCAAUGGUAGUUUUUUAAGGAUUUUGUUGUUAGAAAAAGGGCUUGUUAUUUUGAAAAUAAAAAUCUUACCUGCCAGGUGUCUUCCCCAAAAGGAGUAAGUGCCUUUUCUGUUCUGACUCUUAGAAGUAUUUACUUUGUCAGAUUGAAUGUCCUGGAUAAACCAACUAUUAAGUACUGAGUGUUACCAAUGGCUUGAAAUCCUUUCACUGGAAUGAGACAGAAUGUAAGCCACUUGAAUUACUUUGAGACCUGAUGUUAUCGGAAUUUUUAUAACUGCUACGAGUAGUAUACUUCUAAGAACAAUGUAACUUUACAGGAACUUGACAGGAAAUAAAUAUUUAUUAAAAGAAGUACAUAAAUAAAUAUUUAUUAACCAAUUUAAGUGAGAGAAAAUGUUACACCAUGGGGGCAACAGUCUUGCUGUUAGCAGUCCUGACUACUUAGUGGAAAGUAAAACUAAGGCCCUGGACUCUAACUAUAAAAAAAUGUGUGGUUUUUGGUGAGAGAUUGGGACUGACAAUCUUAUGUCCACCUUCUAAUAAAGUAAUUCUUCCUACCUAAGUUUUUACCAAUUCUCAAGCAGAAAAGAAAGCAUGAGCAGAUUUCAGUAAGAGGCCCUGUGGUUUAAUUGGUGCUGCUUCCUAUAUCUAGAGGAUUUUUUUUAAUUUUUUUUUUAAACUUUGCUCAGGACUGGUACAGCUGAAAGUAUAUUUUCCCUUCAUUCUUAAGCCUAGACUUUGAAUGGAGUUUCUCUGAGACACUUUUGUAGUGAAAUCGUAUUCCCUACAAACAUUGAAGACAAAAAUAAACAUCUCCGUGAACAAAA
Messenger RNA from Lepidothrix coronata (blue-crowned manakin), 9714 nucleotides. RefSeq names its product YY1 associated factor 2 (gene YAF2). Lineage: Eukaryota; Metazoa; Chordata; Aves; Passeriformes; Pipridae. The transcript is spliced from 4 exons. The record is from RefSeq and is a predicted model, not a curated record. Gene Ontology annotation, molecular function: transcription coregulator activity; DNA binding. Gene Ontology annotation, biological process: positive regulation of DNA-templated transcription. Gene Ontology annotation, cellular component: nucleus. The coding region runs from base 206 to 745 and encodes 179 amino acids.